GCGCCAUGGAGCCGGAGCCGGAGCCCGGGCUGGGCUGGGGCUGGGCGGCGCUGGUGCUGCUCUUCGCCGCCUCGCUGCUCACCGUCUCGGCCUGGCUGCUGCAGUUCGCCCGCGGCGUGUGGCGCGGCCGGGGCCGGCCCCAGGAAGCGACGCCCACGCCGACGCCGCGCACCGCCGCCGCCGCCGGCCUCUGGGCCGCCCUGCUGCGUCGGGGCUCGGGCCGAGGAGGAGGCGGCGGGGAGGCGGCGGCGGCGGCCGGGCCCCGCGGCUUGCUGGCCUCGCUCUUCGCCUUCCGCGCCUUCCGCGAGAACUGGCAGCGCGCCUGGCUGCGCGCCCUCAACGAGCAGGCCCGGCGGCACGGGAGCUCGGUCCAGAUCACAUUUGAGGAGAGGCCUCAGCAGCUGCCAGCUGUAAACAUCAGCCACGUGACCUGCACAGACCAGUCGGACUGCAGUAUGAUGUUGCACUGCCACCUUUCAGCUGAUGCUGUGCAGUUCCCCGUCUCAGUCACUCAGCAGUCCCCAGCUGCGGUUUCCAUGGACACCUACCAUGUCACCUUGGUUGUGCUGCAGGCCCAGCUGGAGAUCCGUCUGGAGGAGAUCCGGGAUGAAGGACUGCUGGUCUCCUGGGCGUUCAGAGGCCGGCCCAGCCUGAACCUCUCGGUCGUCCCAAAGCUGCAGCUACGUGAAGAGGAGGAGGAGGAGGAGGAGGAGGAGGAGGGGAAAGUGGACCUCUCCACCAUAAAGGACCUGAUUGAAGACUCUGUCAUUGGCACGCAGCCAGCCAUGAUGGUGAAUCUCAAGGCCUGUGUAGCAGACGGCACCGUGGUAUCCUGUAACCAGCUGUCCCAGGGGCUGCCGUCCAGCCCUGCCUCUCCUGUGAUGCCCAAGCUGCUCCUCCAGCACCUGCAGGCCCUCCGCCUGGGCGCCCAAGAGAUGCCAGCAGGUGGGCAGCUGUGCUGCGUGGUGGAGUUGGGCAGCCCCCAGCAGCAGAAGAGGACCAAGCCGGUGCCGUGCGUCAGCUCCAGCCCUGCAGCCGAGGUGGAGUGGGCCGACCAGCUCGUUCUGGAGCUGGGCCCCAGAAGCAAAGAGCUGAAGCUGAGCGUCCUCCGGAGCCACAGUUGGGGGGAGGAUGUGCUCGUGGGGUUUGCCACGGUCCCCCUGGACCCCCCCGCCAAGGAGCCACGGGGGCAGCAGCUCUAUCGGCUGAGUCCUGGGGCUGGCCGGAAGCUGGCCCCAGCCGCCGCCAUUGCAGUGGAGCUGCUCUAUCAGGAAGUGCCGGAACUGCAGGCUGCAUCAUUGCUGCGCAGCACCAUCACCCCCACCAAGAAGAUUGAGAUGGACCGCACCAUCAUGCCCGACGGGACCAUCGUCACCACUGUCACCACCAUCCAGUCCAGGCCCAAAAUGGACUGCAAGCUCGAUUCGCCCUCGAGGUCUCCAUCAAAGGUGGAGGUGACGGAGAAGGUGACCACGAUGCUUCCAGAGAACGGCUGUCCCAGCAAUGCAUCCCCCAGCAGUAGCAGAAGCAGCCGUGUGUCCAACGGCUUGGACCCGGUGGCUGAGACGGCCAUCAGGCAGCUGACCGACGUGACCAAGAAGCCCUCCAAGAAGACGCCAACAAAGCGCAGUACGCUGAUCAUCUCGGGCGUCUCCAAGGUGCCGCUUGCCGAGGAUGAAAUGGCCCUGUCCCUGGGCUAUGCCGCCUCGCUGGAGGCCACGCUCCAUGAGGACUCCCUCCUGGCCGGCAUGUCCGAGUACAGCCAGAGCCUCACCGAUCCCGCUCAGCAGCUGGAGGCCUCCUACGCAGCCCAAAGGGCGAGCCAGGAGCUGGAUGAGACGGCGCGCUCGGACAUCUCCGAGAGGCCCUCGGUGGAUGACGUGGAAUCCGAGACCGGCUCGACAGGGGCGCUGGAGACCCGGAGCCUGAAAGACCACAAAGUGAGCUUCCUCCGGAGCGGCACGAAACUCAUCUUCCGAAGGAAGAACAAGCAGAAGGAAGCCGGCCUCAGCCAGUCCCACGACGACCUGCCCAACGCUGCAGCCGGCUCCAGCGCCAGGAAGAAGUCCGGGAGCUUCUCCCGGCGCCUCAUCAAGCGGUUCUCUUUCAAGUCCAAGCCGAAGGCCAAGGCCAACGGGAGCACGCUGGCCGUGGACAAGCACUGAGAAGCUGGCUGCCGGACCGUGGUCUCCAGAAGCCCCCCCGUGUCGAUGCUCCCCCCACUCCGCGUCUGCAUCACAACCCCAAUUCCUCUUCCCUCCCGAGCAAAGGGAGCGGCCCCCUCCAGGGCGGUGUGUGUGUGAUGAUGCUGGGAGCUGCUGCCCAGUGGCCACUGUGGAUGCUGCGGCCUCCUGGUGGAACAGUCCACGUGCUGCCACAGCCCUGUUUGUAGCUGAUCUGUGCACUCUGUCUUGGGGGCGGGGCGGGGGGAAGGAAGCGGGCCCCACGUGCCGCCUGCAGCCUGAACUUCAACUCCUGGGAGUACGUGAAGGAGAAGAUGAUCCCGGUGGGGUAAUGACCCCCCACCCUAUUCUGGGUGCACGUGAAACACUCUUAUCGGGCAGGGAGCAAGGCGCGCGCUGGGCGCGUUCUCCUGGCUUACUGGCUUUUGUUGGUUCUACUGCAGUUGCCCGGUUUGUAAGCUAAUAUCCAGAGGAGACUCCUCGGGCAUUCCAGUGGCUUCCUCUCCCACGGAGGCUGCCCAUGUCACUGUCGGGGAAGCCAGCCACAAUGGCCCUCCGCAGCAAAGGCCCUGCCUGGCCUGUGUCGGCAGAAGACAAGAUGGGACGCAGCCGGGUGAUGACUUUGCAGUGGGAAGAGAGCGGCUGGGCUGGGCUGGGCUGGGCUGGGUGCGAGAGAGGCCUCUGCCUUGGCUCAAAGGAAAGGUCCUUCCUCCGCUCCUGCUCCGCUCUUCACAAUUGGAUUUCUGAUCUGCCCUGCGUCAGGGCGUGGACAAGAAGCGAAGGCUCUGCAGGAUGCCUCAGCCGCCAACUCUCCCUCAGAGCUUGGAGAGAGAGAGAGAGAGAGAGAGAGAGAGAGAGAGAGAGAGAGAGAGAGAGAGAGAGAGAGAGAGACUGCUCCAGCAGAACCAAAUGCUUAACACUGGAGUGCUGAAGUUUCAUUCCAAAAAUGAGGCCUUGUGCACCUGAACGGAGCUGAACUGCACUUUUGUAAAAUCCGGCUGCUUGCCAAUGGGGAUCCUGACAGGCGGUGGGAG
This is a messenger RNA of Elgaria multicarinata webbii, 3217 nucleotides long. It is a transcript of the gene C2CD2L, whose product is annotated as C2CD2 like. The record is from RefSeq and is a predicted model, not a curated record. NCBI's taxonomy places the organism in Eukaryota, Metazoa, Chordata, Lepidosauria, Squamata, Anguidae. Gene Ontology annotation, biological process: positive regulation of insulin secretion involved in cellular response to glucose stimulus. Gene Ontology annotation, molecular function: phosphatidylinositol binding; phosphatidylinositol transfer activity. Bases 6 to 2165 code for a protein of 719 amino acids. The transcript is spliced from 14 exons. Gene Ontology annotation, cellular component: cytoplasmic side of apical plasma membrane.